UGUCACCACAGCAGAAAUUCCUAGUAAGAGUUCUGAGGAAAACUUCAUGUUACGAAAUUAUAAAGUAGAAGAUGAAGAUAUAAUGCAGCGCUCUUCAGGAGAAAACCUAAAUGUUAAUCCAGCACUUCACAGUACAGAAUUAUCAUAUAAUGAGGAACCUUUUCCUGAACAAUCGCACGUUGUUAUCACAGGUACGGCUCAGAAAUUGGGUAAAAGACUUCAGUGUGGUAAACAGUUCACAAAAAGCUUGGACCUUUCUACACAAAAAAGAACUCGCACAGAGGAGAAGCCAUACUCCUGUUCAGAAUGUGGGAAGUGCUUCACAUAUAAAUCAAAUUUUAUUGUUCAUGAGAGAAUUCACACAGGAGAGAAACCAUAUUCAUGUUCAGAAUGUGGGAAAUGUUUUACACACAAAUCAGAUCGUGUUAAACAUGAGAUAAGUCACACAGGUGAGAAGCCAUAUUCAUGUUCAGAAUGUGGGAAAUGUUUUACACAGAAAGCACAUCUUAUUACACAUGAGAGAAGCCACACAGGAGAGAAGCCAUAUUCAUGUUCAGAAUGUGGAAAAUGUUUUACACACAAAUCAGUCCUUGUUAAACAUCAUAGAUUUCACACAGGAGACAAACCAUAUUCAUGUUCAGAAUGUGGGAAAUGUUUUACACAGAAAGCACAUCUUAUUACACAUGAGAGAAGCCACACAGGAGAGAAGCCUUAUUCAUGUUUAGAAUGUGGGAAAUGUUUUACAAUUAAAUCAGUCCUUGUUAAACAUCAUAGAUUUCACACAGGAGACAAACCAUAUUCAUGUUUAGAAUGUGGGAAAUGUUUUACACAGAAAUCAAAUCUUGUUACACAUCAGAGAUUUCACACAGGAGACACACCAUAUUCGUGUUCAGAAUGUGGGAAAUGUUUUACAAAUAAAUCACAUCUUGUUACACAUGAGAGAAGCCACACAGGAGAGAAGCCAUAUUCAUGUUCAGAAUGUGGGAAAUGUUUUAGAAGUAAAUCACAUCUUGUUAUUCAUAAGAGAAUUCAUACAGGAGACACACCAUAUUCAUGUUCAGAAUGUGGGAAAUGUUUUACACAAAAAUCAGGUCUCGUUAACCAUGAGAAAAGUCACAAAGGAGAGAAACCAUUUUCACAUAUUUUAACAUAUCAUCAAGUUAUUGAUGGACCUUAAACAGCCAAUAAGAAUAUUUUUAUUUUUGGUUACAAUUAUUCUGGAUCUCCCAGAUGUCCAAAUUAAUAUUUCUCUGAUGUAAACUGUGACUGAGAUCCACAAAGGAAAAGUGUUGUGGAUAUAAGGAAGAGAAGAAGAGCUUUGUUUACUUCCAGAGCAGUGAAGAUGAAUUGUCCCCAUGAACCUUGCUUCUUAUCACUGUAUUCACACCUCCACCCACACUGUGGGAGAGUCCAGAGUGACAUGGGGAGAAGUAACGACGCUCCAUGGAAUUGUUUUAACAGUAUUUAAAUGGACUCUCCAGACUUUUUGGGAGAUCAAUCCUUUCUUCUAUCCUGUGGAAGAAAGAUGUUUUAGUUAGCACUU
Messenger RNA from Bufo bufo (common toad), 1543 nucleotides. RefSeq names its product gastrula zinc finger protein XlCGF17.1-like. Gene Ontology annotation, biological process: regulation of transcription by RNA polymerase II. Gene Ontology annotation, molecular function: DNA-binding transcription factor activity, RNA polymerase II-specific; RNA polymerase II cis-regulatory region sequence-specific DNA binding. The coding region runs from base 47 to 1177 and encodes 376 amino acids. The record is from RefSeq and is a predicted model, not a curated record. The transcript is spliced from 3 exons. NCBI's taxonomy places the organism in Eukaryota, Metazoa, Chordata, Amphibia, Anura, Bufonidae.